This is a messenger RNA of Cheilinus undulatus (humphead wrasse), 881 nucleotides long. Its product is annotated as ubiquitin thioesterase OTUB2-like. Gene Ontology annotation, biological process: negative regulation of double-strand break repair; protein K48-linked deubiquitination. Gene Ontology annotation, molecular function: ubiquitin binding; cysteine-type deubiquitinase activity. The record is from RefSeq and is a predicted model, not a curated record. Gene Ontology annotation, cellular component: nucleus. Bases 196 to 873 code for a protein of 225 amino acids. NCBI's taxonomy places the organism in Eukaryota, Metazoa, Chordata, Actinopteri, Labriformes, Labridae. The transcript has 5 exons.
CCGGUUAGCAGAAAAUGGAAAUUAUCGAAACAAUGCUUUGAGACAUAGCUUUGACGAAGAGGGUGUUGUCAUCCUGUGAUUAUGUAUUUUUACAUGGUUUCCGUGUUGUUGAAAUUCAAAGAAAAGUAGUGUCGUCAAGCGACCGCCAAAGACGUCGUUUUUUUGUCUCGUCAAUAAAAACUUGUUUCUUAACAGAUGGAGGCUGGCAGCCUUGUCUCAAACAGAGAAGACAUUUCCUCGUUGUUCCCCGAGCAAACGACUGCUCCUAAAUAUAAAAUUUUAAACAGCCAGUUUUCCUCUGUGAGACAAGUGAGAGGGGACGGGAAUUGUUUCUACAGAGCUCUCUUCUUCGCUCAUUUAGAGUCAGUCCUACACAACGCCAGAGCUCUACAGAGGUUAAAGGAGAAAAUCAUUCAAACCUGCGAGAGCUUCACUUCAGCGAGAUUUGACGAGAGUUCCUACAAGCACCAUCUAAGCACAGUUGUAAAUGCUGUGGAGCAGUGCCAAGCUGAUGAGCAGGAGGACCGGCUGCUCUGGCUCUUCAAUGAUCAGACGACUUCUGACAGCAUGGUGCAAUAUCUCAGGCUGCUCACUUCAGCACACCUGCAGAACCAUGCAGACUUCUUCUGCAACUUUGUAGAGGCACCAAACCUGCAAGUCUACUGUCAGCAGGAGGUGGAGGCCAUGGCGAUGGAGAGUGAUCAUGUGGACAUCUUGGCUCUUUCUCAGGCUCUGGAUAUUUGCAUCCACAUCGUCUCUAUGGAGGGAGAUGAGCAUCAGUUGGCUCACCACAUCAUUCCAGAGGGGGCUGAGCCUUCAGUUCAUCUCCUUUACCAAACGUCACACUAUAACAUCCUCUACCCUCGGCAAUAACACUGAAC